GUUUAAAGGAACCAUACUAUUCUAAGGUUAAGAACUAUUAUCCUAAAGAUUAUGAAAAGGUGAAGAAGAAAGUGUUGGGUAUAGAAGAAUACAAAAGAGAAAAAGAUCAUAAGUAUGGAAAUCAACCUGCAUCAGAGGAUAUGUUGCAUAUCUACAAGCCUGAUAUUGAUAUUAACAGUCUUGUAACUGAACUUGCAGUCUUAAAAAUCAAUUGUUUAGAUCAAGAAGGACAAUUGAAUGAUGAUUUGGCCAAUAAAAAUAUUAAAUUUAACAAUGCUGAUAUAUAUAUGGUGGAGUUUAUAGAGGCAAGUUCAGAAAAUUCUGAUGAAUACUUGAUGGUAGAAGUAAUAAAUGAUAAUAUAACCCAUAAUUUAAGACCUGUAGGUAAAAGAAAAAGAGAGAAUGGGGAAUUAGGUAAAUAUUUGUAUAAGAAAGAAAAAGCGAAUGAACCAAGUGUAGUAAAUGGCA
Racocetra persica is the source of this 468-nucleotide messenger RNA. The record is from the annotation of a GenBank genome assembly. Lineage: Eukaryota; Fungi; Glomeromycota; Glomeromycetes; Diversisporales; Gigasporaceae.